This is a messenger RNA of Aspergillus welwitschiae, 803 nucleotides long. RefSeq lists its product as uncharacterized. Lineage: Eukaryota; Fungi; Ascomycota; Eurotiomycetes; Eurotiales; Aspergillaceae. The coding region runs from base 175 to 504 and encodes 109 amino acids. The transcript has a single exon. The record is from RefSeq and is a predicted model, not a curated record.
GUAGAGAUUUGGAUUCAUUGGACGACAGGGGUAGUGGAUUAAGAUAGGGGGGACUCAUAAGCAAGCGGUAUCGCUCAGCCUCCUUCGUACUUAGUACCUUCGAUAACUCUCAACACAGGGAAGUUUCACACUUUUAUUUUGGUACUACUAUCGUUGCCAACUUGAAAUCCAACCAUGAAGCUCUCGGCAAUCUUCCUCCAGGCAAGCGCCCUUCUCAUCGCUGCCACUUUAGCCAGUCCCCUCCCGGCUCCCGAUGAUGGAUCUAUCCGAAUCCCCGUCAAGGGCGCCCCAGCUGAACGUGACGACGGCUCCAUUCGCAUCCCUGUGAAGGGUGCUCCUGCUGAACGGGACGACGGCGUAAGCAGGAUUCCGGUCAAGGGCGCCCCAGAGAAAGAAUCCGACGGUGUCAUCCGGAUCCCUGUCAAGGGCGCUCCAGCUAGGCGUGAGGACGGCUCGAUCAGAAUUCCGGUCAAGGGCGCACCAAACAAGCCCGCUCAGUCAUAGUGGCGGGCUGUCAGAUGUGUUGCAUCAUGUACAAUGCAUAAUAUGGAAUGUAAGUAAUUCAGAUAUCGGUGAAAAGUGGCUAUGAACAAGGCUUAUAUUGACAAUCAAAACGCUCAGUCCAAAUAUGUUUCCCCAAGAACUCCAGACUCCGAAAACGUGCAAUUUGGCCCAUAGUAUUACCAGGAAGAACUUGCAAUUGGCGGUGGUCAAGAAAUGGGAAGUCGGGGAUUGAAAUGAACUAGAUAUGAAGAUGGGUCAUUAGAAAACUAUUAUGCACAAUUCCAUAAACGAUGUUUGCU